Onychostoma macrolepis is the source of this 4012-nucleotide messenger RNA. RefSeq names its product RNA polymerase II associated protein 2 (gene rpap2). Gene Ontology annotation, cellular component: cytoplasm; nucleus. The record is from RefSeq and is a predicted model, not a curated record. Gene Ontology annotation, molecular function: RNA polymerase II CTD heptapeptide repeat phosphatase activity; RNA polymerase core enzyme binding. The coding region runs from base 120 to 1880 and encodes 586 amino acids. Lineage: Eukaryota; Metazoa; Chordata; Actinopteri; Cypriniformes; Cyprinidae. The transcript is spliced from 12 exons.
UAUACUUUCAAUACGCAGCUCCGCAUGUUUAGAAACUGCAGCGGAAUGAAGCGCGUCGCUGGCUGCUUGCCGUAGUGCUGUGACGAAAGCGGAAGGAGUUUUGUUUUGAGAAAACAAGCAUGGAAGCGACCAGAAAGAUUCGAGCCUCAAACUCAAAGAAGAAAGGUGGUAAAGGAACCCCGGUGAUUUCAGCAGCGGAUGAGGCGAGAAAGAGGGAAGCUAUUAAAGAGGCGCUCAGACAGAAGCUAGAGUUGGAGCGCAAAGCCCUGCAGGUGGUUGAGCGGCUGCUGGAGGACAGUGUGACAGAGGAGUUCCUCAUCGACUGUGCAUGGCACAUCACUCCUGCCAACUACAAAGACACAGUGGAAGAACGGUCCAUUGCUAAACUGUGUGGAUAUCCUAGGUGUCCAAAUAAACUAAGUAAUAUACCCACUCAACAGUUUAAAAUAUCCACCAAAACUAACAGAGUCUAUGAUAUUACAGAGCGCAAGUGUUUUUGCAGUAAUUUCUGCUACAAAGCCUCCAAAUGUUUUGAGCUCCAGAUAUCAAAAACUCCACUUUGGCUUAGAAAGGACGAGAGGCCUCCUGAAGUUAAGCUGAUGAAAGAAGGAGAGGGAGGCAGCUCUGGACAUGAAAUAAAGUUGGUAGAAAAGCCUUUGACAGAAGCUGACAUUGAGAAUUCUGUCCCAGAUGUUCCUGAAUCUCACAAGGACUCCCCUCCCUUCAACCAGAGCGACAACAGUGACAUUGAGCAAGACUUUGUCUCCAGUGUGUUGUCCAGACAGCAUAAACACGCGAGGGUACACUGGGGAAAACUGCCAAAGAGGGACGGAGUAAGUGAGGACAGUUUGAGUGCUGAAAAAAAGCGAUAUGCACAUCCUGAACUUACACAAACACUCGAUGGAGAAAAUAAUGAUGAAAGUGGAUCUUCAAAAACUCCUCAACCGCAGAUGGACCCAACUGCCUGUCUGUCUAUACCAAAUAAAACCACAUCUGCUGGAUCUGAUGUUGAAGGAAUUCUGGAGCUUUUGAAUCAGUGCAGUCUGAAGGACACUGCAGUCCAGCAGGAAACUAAUCUCCCUUCACAGCCUGAGAUUGGAAACUCCACCCCUCCUGCUAGUGGUCUGAACAUCACUCAGGUGAGCAUGAGUAAGAGAGGAGCUGCAGGCCUCAAAGGCUUGUUGAAGGACCAUAACAAAGCUAAAACAACUCCUAUCAGUUUGUGCCUGCUAGAGCGUCUACGACAAACUUUUAUGGAGUGGAGAACUGAGGAAACCAUGAAGUUUCUUUAUGGGGCUGAUUAUGCCUCUGAAACAGAGGUUUCUGCACAGAAAGUGGAGGAACUGGAUGAAGAUGACCUGGUUGAGGCUGAGGUGGAAGUGAGCUUGAGACAGAACAGUGGAAGUUCUUCCAGACCCAGUGCUUCAGCUCCUAAUUUUGAAACACUACGGACGGAGACAGAGUUGCUGGAUCUGAGAGUGAGAGAGUUUUAUAAAGGAGUGUAUGUUCUGCCUGAAGAGGUCAAGACGGAUGCCAUCAAAGACAAUCAAGACAAACAGGACAGUGGGAAGGACCCUCCUCUGCCCCUGUUUGAUUCUCAUGCACAGCAUCUGAUUCAGAAACGCAUUGCUGUGGAGAAGCUCAGCCAGAGCUUGAGAGAUGUUGUGGGACUCCUGCGUCUAACGAUGAGUGAUGUAAUCAAUGACAUAAAUAAUUUGUUCAGGACAUUCAGGUUUACAAACACUAAUAUCAUUCACAAAAGGCCAGAAUGGACUUUAAUUGCUGUGGUUCUUCUGUCAGUAACUAAAUGUGUCCAGAUUACUUCCAACCAGAGUCAAGUCACAACAAAUGUAUCUUUUAGAUGUCAAACAGAUCUUUAGAUUGCUUAAGCUAAUUAUCUACUACUGCAUGGCUUUUGUCCAUUUUCUCAUGCAUGGGAAAGUGCCACAUGUGUUGGUAUUUGCCAUGAGAGGCUAGCAGGGCUGGCCCAACUAAGCUAACAUGUGCUUGUAUAAAGGCUCAGAAUAUUGCAACUGCAGAUAGUGCUGUGGGUUUAUCUGAGGAUGACUGUUGAUUGGGGCUUUAUGGCACCUCGGUGGCCUGCUGUGCUCUGACAGUGAAAGUAUGUAGUAGACAGAUCAACAGCUGGAGGGCCUGGCUUUAACAAGAGUGUACGGGAACAGCAACUGAGGAAAUCAGGGAGCAUUGUUUUCUCUUCAGGAACACACUAUGCAAAGCUAUAAGACACAAGUGAUUUAUGUCUGUGUGAGUGCGUGUAUGAUUUGUGUGCAUUUCUUUCUGCUUCAAGUUAAUAUUUGUCUACUUGAUAAAGAUUUGUUGUACUUUUGAGAAUUGAUUGUGGAGUUCUUUAAUUGUAGAUAUCUAUCUAUCCAUCUAUUUGUCUGUCUGUACGUACAUGCAUACAUACACACAUAUACACAUACAGAGAGAGAGAGAUUUGCUGGCUCUAUUAAUUAAAAAAAAAUGCAAAAUGCAAUCCAUAGCGUUACAUUAAAUCGAAUAAUAUUUGAAAAAAUGUUUUCUGCUAAAUCAGAGUCAUGCAGAAAAAAAAAAACUCUUUGAAAAUCUAAAUAUCUUGAAAAGGACCCCUGUAGACCCUCAACACUAUAUGUCUAGGUCAGUAAGUCUCUAAAAAUAUCAUAAUUUGAUCUUUUUAUGGCAAGGCAAGGUUAGUUCAGGUUGUAAAAUGUAAUGAGCUGUGACACCCCAAAAAACAUAAUUCAUUAAAUUUGUUGUUAAAAAUGUUUAAACUAUAUUUAAAAUUGAAGUAUAUAUAAAAUAUUUUUUAUACAAUUAUUAAGGUGUGCACACUCCCAUGAAUCUAUGGUGUAGGAAAAUGUUAAUGAUGAUAAUUACAUUUUGCACGUUUCAGACUAGAUUCUAUCUUUGAUUUAUACUCUUAUUUGUCCUUGACUCGACACAGUUUCAGAAUGCCAUCUUGCAGUUCUAUUAAAGAAAAUUAGAUUGUUUUGAAGUGUGUAUAAUAUGUGUGUGUCUGUGGUAGAAAAGGCUACACAAUCAUGUUUGUACAGUGCCAGGUGGCGUGUAUGACUUCCCUCAGGUUUAUGAAUGCUUGACAGAGCCACUAACUCUGAGGAGAGUUCCGUGCUGCUCCCUGUCUGUGUCAACAGAAGCCCGUAUCUUAUCACGGCCUGAUUGCUGUGGAUCCGUGAUGCUGCAGUAACAGCAUGGGAAACAUUCCACCUGAAGAGCUAACACACAACCCCAAUUAAACCACUCCUCAUUUAAAGAUCUGCAUUAAGACAUGACUCUGAUUUACUAUUGACUGGCUGGGGAAUUUUACCUUUGUUUGGUUAUUCGAUCCCAUGAGAACAAAUGUGCAUCAGCAGGGUAAAAAUUGUGAUGUUCUGAGAACCCCCAAAAGUAUGACAUUCAUAUAACUUUGUUUGGUAACUUUAGAUUAGGCAUCAAUAUUCAUUAUUAACUAGUUGCUUAUUAGCGUGCAUAUUGGCUGUUUAUUAGUACUUUCAAAGCACAUUCUCAUUCUGCAUGACCUCAGAACCCUUAACCGUACACCAUAUCUAAACAUAACUACUACAACAACUAACUUACUUGCUAAAAAUAAGACAUUUAUUAAGGGAAAACCCUUGGAUAAUAGUGAAUAGUGUUACUAAAUCUAAAAUGUUACCCUUAGUUUUGAUAGGACGUUUGGAAUGAUGUUCUUGAAAAUACCUUUAAUAACAUUUAUUGAAAAUAACUCUAUUCAACUCUAUAUUCACUGAUCUCUGUGUAUUUCAGACAGUUUAUGGCUGCUCAUCUACAUUUAUCCCAUUUGAGGCUUUCAAUCUGUUUAUCAGCAAUGUGCCUGUUAUUUUCCCUUCAUGAAUAAUUUGGAAGCACACCUCUAUGUGCCUUAUGUCAGGUGUGCCACUGGCCUGUGGGCUUUUGUUGAGAGCAGUUCAAUAAUAGAUAAAGCACCAGAAACUGUAGAACAGGUUGAAUCCGAGCUGCUGCAAUAACCCUGUUUUCC